AAGCCCAUCGUCUACGCGCUGGACCCGCUCCAACCGUCCGCCCAGGCCCUCGCCGAGAAACAUUUCCGACUUCGCAUCCGGGCCAACGCUGAUGAUAACGAGUGGCAGGCCCAUGCGGAAGGUAUUCUCGUCAGGGGAAGCUAUGUCACUGCACGAGAUCUGGAAGGUGCGACGAGACUUCGGUUCAUCGCCAAGCACGGCGUCGGGGUGGACAAGAUCGACGCUCAUACGGCGAAGAGGUUGGGCAUACGGGUGAUGAACACUCCUGGGGUCAACGCGAUAGCGGUAGCGGAACUCGCUCUGGCUCUUACCAUGAGCGUCGCUCGUAAAAUUUCUACCAUCGAUCGCAAGAUCCGAUCAGGAGAAGAGGGGAUCACCAAAUCCAUCGGCCUGGACGGUCUCACCCUGCAUGGCCGUACCAUCGGGAUCCUCGGUGGAGGUAACAUCGGCUUGGCCGUCGGUCAGAUGUUUCAUCGAUGCUUCGGGUCGAGCGUCUUGCUGUAUGACCCUUAUAUUACCCCCACCGCCAAAGCUCUUUGGAUAUCGAGUAUCCCCUCGGAAAAGAUCUCGUUCGUCGACGACCUCGAACGAGAACUCUACCCGAGGGCCGAUAUCAUCAGUCUCCACAUCCCGCUCUUACCAUCCACCCGAGGUCUGAUCGGGGCUCGUCAGUUACGGAUGAUGAAACCUACGGCCAUCCUCAUCAACACCGCUCGAGGAGGGAUUGUCGACGAGACCGACUUGUUACAUGCGUUGAGGGAUGGGACGAUCUAUGGAGCGGGACUGGACGCCUUCGAGAUCGAACCUCCGACUCUGGAGGUCUACUCUGGAUUCGCCGAGUGCGAUAACGUCGUCAUGACUCCCCAUAUAGGAGCGGGAAACGCUGAUACGCAGGUGGCGUGCAAUCUCGCCAUGGUGCAGCAUCUAGUGGACGCGCUC
Molecule: messenger RNA, 939 nt
Organism: Filobasidium floriforme
Lineage: Eukaryota; Fungi; Basidiomycota; Tremellomycetes; Filobasidiales; Filobasidiaceae
Product: D-isomer specific 2-hydroxyacid dehydrogenase
Exons: 4
Molecular function (GO): oxidoreductase activity, acting on the CH-OH group of donors, NAD or NADP as acceptor; NAD binding
Source: RefSeq, a predicted model, not a curated record